Molecule: messenger RNA, 1924 nt
Organism: Salvia splendens (bonfire salvia)
Lineage: Eukaryota; Viridiplantae; Streptophyta; Magnoliopsida; Lamiales; Lamiaceae
Product: polyphenol oxidase I, chloroplastic
Exons: 2
Coding region: 1-1737 (578 amino acids)
Biological process (GO): pigment biosynthetic process
Molecular function (GO): catechol oxidase activity
Source: RefSeq, a predicted model, not a curated record
AUGACUUCUCUUCAAUCUUCCUUCACGGUGCUCGCCACCACCCCCACCCCCCGCAAUUCCUCACUCUCCAAGCCCUCCCUCCUCCCCACCACCAAUGCAAGGCGGAGCCACGGCUUCCGCUUCUCCUGCAGCAGCAACGGCGGCGGCGGUGUUGACCGCCGCAACAUGCUGCUAGGGCUCGGCGGCCUCUAUGGCGCAAGCAACCUUAUCUCCGGCCGCAAAGCCAAUGCUGACCCGAUCCUGCCUCCUGACCUAAGCCAGUGCGACCCGACCGGCGCCACCACCACUUCGGGCGGACAGACAGUAAGCCUCGACGUCGACUGCUGCCCCCCCUACACCGACAUCCAGUCCGACUACAAGCUCCCCUCGUUCACCACGCCCCGGGUUAGGCCAGCGGCCAACCGGGGGACCCUGAAGCCCGAAUAUAUUGCCAAGUACCAGCUAGCCAUUCAGAGGAUGAGGGACCUCGACGUCACCGACCCGGACGACCCCCGCGGCUUCACUCAGCAAGCCAACAUCCACUGCGCCUACUGCAACGGCCCCUACGACCAGCCCGACCACCCCGGCCUCGAUCUCCAAGUCCACAACUCCUGGCUCUUCUUCCCCUUCCACAGAUGGUAUCUCUACUUCUUCGAGAGGAUCCUCGGCAGCCUCAUCGACGACCCCACCUUCGCCAUUCCCUACUGGAACUGGGACAACCCUCGCGGCAUGUUCAUGCCCGAGAUGUUCACCUUCCCGGGCACCCCAGCCUACGACGCUAACCGCGACCCGAGUCACAUACCCACCGGCACCAACCCCGUCGUCACCCUCAACGUGGGCAGCACUGUCACCGACCCCGUCCAGAUCAUCAGCAACAACCUGACCCAGAUGUACAAUGAAAUGAUAGGCACCCCCGCCUCCGCCACCGACUUCAUGGGGCAGCCCUACAGAGACGGGGACGCCCCACACGGCUUCUCCGGUGGGGGAACCUCUGAGCAAGGCUCCCACACCGCUAUCCACGUGUGGGUUGGAGACCCCAACAACGAGUACAACGAGGACAUGGGCAACUUCUAUUCCGCGGGGCGGGACCCACUCUUCUACUGCCACCACGCUAACGUCGACAGAAUGUGGACUCUCUGGAAAGACAUCCCAGCGGACUACUCCAAGGAAAUAACGGAUCCAGAUUUCUUGAAAUCCGCCUUCAUGUUCUACGACGAGAACAAGAACCUCGUCCGUGUCACGGUGGCAGACGCCCUGGACUACAAGAGAAUGGGAUACGAGUACGAGACCAGCAACACCCCAUGGAUGAACUACCGCCCACAGCAGAGGCUGGUUCCUGCCAACCUCGAAAGCCUCUCCAAAACGGCGCAGACGGUGGCGAAGCUCUUCCCUCUGACUCUCAACAACACUGUUAAGGUCAUCGUGCCCAAGCCGGCCACGGGCAAGGCAGACGAGACGCUGGUGAUCGAGAACAUCAUCACCGACAACACCAAGCUCGUCAAGUUUGGUGUGUUCAUCAACGACGAGGACGACAAGCCGGAGGAGGUCGACAGGGCCGAGUAUGCCGGGUCGUUCACGCAGCUGCCGCACAGGGUGAAGGCCAAGCAGAGCACUGGCAACCUCCGCUUGAACUUGAAGGAGCUCUACGAGAACAUCAACAUCGCCGAUGAUAAAUCCGUUGUCGUCACCAUUGUUCCCAUCAUCAACGGCUCCGCUGUCACCAUUGGUAGUGUCAAGAUCGUCCCUCGCGUUGCUUAACUGAUCAUUUCCAUCUCAUCAUGUUUUUGUGUGGCUGAAUAAGCCUUUUGUUAUUUGUUUCCAAUAAAAAAAAUGUUUCCAGUUUCCGCCCUUUCUGUGGAAACAUUAGUUUUUAUCAAACUGUAUUAAUACUCCAUUUUGUGGAGUAUGAUAUUUUGAAUUAAUAUGAUAUUUGAAUGUCCCAUUA